CACCACCUUCUCCAAAACUGGAUGGCGAGUCACCUACAGAUGGUCCAGCCAAGCGAGGCCGGGGGGGGUGGUUAUUGGAGCUAAUACAUAGACGACGUAGGGCCUGUGUUGAUCUAUUGGAGAGCGGGGUGAGUGAGAUACGUGGUGUGUGUGCAAACGCGUCGCGUCCAACAGCGACCAAAACUCCCAGUCAACAAAUCUCAAUCUCUCGAGCUGGGCUUCCUCACGGCAAGUUCCACGGCAUAUUUUACCUCUCAGGCUCCCUUGAGACUUAUAUUCGUUUUGUUCAGCCACUGUAUCUAACGUCGCUUGACCGUCCCCUUCGUCAACAUGUCCGCCAUGACUCUCCCUCAACAACAACCCCUCAACUGCGCUUACAACCGCGACGAUGUCGUCGCCGGCCUCACCCAGUACUACCUCACCCUCACGAGUACGGCCUAUGUCCCGGCAUCCUACGUCGACUUCCCGCCGCCCGGCGGCUGGACCGACGCCGACCUCGACGUAGGCGCCCUGCGGGCCCUGCGACGCUCCGAGACCGUCAUCGACCUCCUGCGCCAUCUGCCCUAUCCCCGGCCCAUGCACGACGGCCCCCGGCCCGGUCCCUGGAACGUCGCCCCGGGAUCGAAACCCGUGCGCUACCUCCGCCACCUGGGCACCUUCAGCCGCUGGUCCGACCGGGGCGACGCUGGGCUCCUCGAGCUGGCCGCCCUCCCCAUGGCCGACACCCCCGCCGCGCCCAUGGACCUGCCGCCGGACGUCGUCUGCCUCACCUUUGGCGACCGCAUCUCGUCCGCGAAGAACAGCACGGCCGCCACCAAGCCGGACGCCCGGCCGUACUGGUGGAUCGUGGACUGCGGCCGGGGCGUCUUGACGCCGUACCAGGAGCGCCGCUACGGCGUCGCGAGGGUCCCGCGCAACAAGCCCUGGCGGACCUCCCAGUCCUACUCCGUCCUGGACUUCUUCUCCAAGCUCGUGCCGGAACUGGGCCGGAGCCACGUCCCGCUGCCGCCCACCGAGGACCUGGACGCCGAGAUCCUGGGCCCCUCCUCCUCCUCCUUCUCCUCGGCCGAGCGCGAGCCGGCGCAGAUCUACACGGCCCACGGGUGGCCCGACGCCGCGGCCUUCCGACACGCCGAGUGCAUCGCCGCGCUGCAGGGCUGGCGGCGCCGGGCGCAAGAGGCGGAGCGGUUGAAGAUCGCGCAGGACGUGGACGACGCCGACGACGAGGACUACGAGAUGGACGGCGGCGACAGCGACGACGAGGACAUGGACCAGGGCGAGGCCGCCGAGGCGCUCGCCGAGGCUGUUGCUGACAUGGAGGUAGACGACCUCAGCGCCGAGGCUGCCGCGCUGAGGGCCGAUCUGAGCCCGGAGGAGCGUGCGAGGUUCGACCGGAGGGGGGACGAGCUGCCGUUCGAGUGGGUCGACUCUGAGUGAUGGGUGAAGAAGUGAC
Colletotrichum destructivum is the source of this 1453-nucleotide messenger RNA. RefSeq lists its product as uncharacterized. The record is from RefSeq and is a predicted model, not a curated record. Lineage: Eukaryota; Fungi; Ascomycota; Sordariomycetes; Glomerellales; Glomerellaceae. Bases 331 to 1437 code for a protein of 368 amino acids. The transcript has a single exon.